AUGGCUUAUUUCAAGGUCUCCUUUGAUUUCAUCAACACAGAGACACGGAAGUCUACGGAUAUGCUCCUGUACAAGAACUUCCUGUCCAGUCUGUCCUACAGUGUGUCCCUCAGUCUGUCGUACAGUCUGUCCUACAGUCUGUCCUACAGUGUGUCCCUCAGUGUGUUCCACAGUGUGUCCUACAGUGUGUCCCUCAAUCUGUCCUACAGUGUGUCCCUCAGUGUGUCCCUCAGUGUGGGAGUAAGUCCCUUCUGUUUCCUGUCCUCAGCGAUGCCUCUCACUCCGUGGGCACCCGGACAGAAAAUCAAAGUCACGAUUCAGGAGUUUAUGAAUGUCGGCAGCAGAGACGCUCUGUUAAACGGUUACCAGCAGGGUCCGCGCCACAACAAAGUUUACGAGUUUAUCCAGAGCCGAGGUUCAGAGUGUGACUCUCAGGGCGUGGUGAACUUUGUCCUCUCUAAGGAAGGAGGAGACAUGUCUCUGGUGGAUGAAGCUAACGUCUGGCUCUUCCUCCGACUGGCCAAGACCAACCGCAGCCGAGCCAAGGUGACCAUCCGCCUCUUCCAGCAGCGCCGCCUCCCAAACGGACGCCCGUCUUCACCACAGGACGACGUCCUACUGGUGGAGAAGAACGUGGACACCCGUCGCAGCGGCUGGCACACCUUCCCGGUGUCAAAGGCAGUGCAGGCGGUGCUGGAGAGCAGAAAGAGUUCGACGCUGAGUCUCAGGGUGUCCUGCCCACUCUGCGCCGACUCCGGUGCCACCCUUGUCCUGGUCUCAGGCAAUUCGUCGCAGCGCAACAACCAGCGGGAGCAGUCCCACCGGCCCUUCCUCAUGGCUGUGGUCCGGCAGGAGGACGGCAGCGACUCCAGGCGGCGCAGAAAGCGUGGUCUGGAGUGUGACGGGAAGGUACGCAUCUGCUGCAAGAGACAGUUCUACGUCAACUUCAAAGACAUCGGCUGGAAUGACUGGAUCAUUGCGCCGUCGGGUUACCAUGCCAAUUACUGUGAGGGUGAUUGCCCCUCCCACGUGGCGAGCAUCACCGGCUCCAUGCUGUCCUUCCACUCCACAGUGAUCAGCCACUACCGCAUGCGGGGCUACAGCCCCUUCCAGAACCUAAGGUCGUGCUGCGUGCCCACCAGGCUACGGGCCAUGUCCAUGCUCUACUACAACAAGGAGCAGAAGAUCAUCAAGAAGGACAUCCAGAACAUGAUUGUGGAUGACUGUGGGUGCUCAUAAACACACAGACUGGACCGGAUGGAUCCAACUGGACUGGACCAGUGAGGAGGAUCUUUGACCCCGGCGAGGGGGGCUGGUGGUCUCCUCCUGGUCACUGUCUGGGAUGGAAACUCGUCUCUGGACCCUUUGAGCAGAACUCACAAAGGGACUCAACGGCACUUUCUGACAAAGCAAAAGAAGAAAAAUAAAAAAUAAAAAAGAUUAUCUAAUAUAUUUUUGUUACAGACUGAGGGAAUGAGUCG
Molecule: messenger RNA, 1481 nt
Organism: Nematolebias whitei (Rio pearlfish)
Lineage: Eukaryota; Metazoa; Chordata; Actinopteri; Cyprinodontiformes; Rivulidae
Gene: inhbaa
Product: inhibin subunit beta Aa
Exons: 5
Coding region: 1-1239 (412 amino acids)
Biological process (GO): BMP signaling pathway; SMAD protein signal transduction
Cellular component (GO): extracellular region
Molecular function (GO): cytokine activity; growth factor activity
Source: RefSeq, a predicted model, not a curated record